CCUCGACUUCCUCUCUGUUAGCAGACCACAAAUAACUGAUAUCGACGGAGGGCGCUUAGAACCUCUUACCUUCACACUACGUCACAAACAUGCCGUCUCCUCUUCCGCUCACGUCGUCUUCUCCGAUGUACAUCCACACGGACUCGGCCCCUUCACGGCUGGCAGAGACCACAACCAGACUGCGUACACCUUGGGUACACAGCAGAUAACAUCGCACAAACCCGCCUCGCAUGACGCAUUCCUUGAUGCGCGGACGCGCUCUCUUGAGCGGCUGGAGAGUGCAGACCUGCCUUGGUGGGAGGACGGUGUUAUCGGGCCAGACAUCGAGAGUCGGGAGACCCUCCUCGAGCUCGCGAAGAUGACGAACAAUGCAUAUGUCACCCCCGACGACGGUGCAUGGUACGAGCUCGAUGAGCAGUGGAAGAAGUACCAUCCCAUAGGCUGGGAGCCCGACGCGGACGGCUUCCGCGGGUACGUCUUCGCGACGGAGGACAAUUCGACGGUCGUCCUCUCCAUCAAGGGCACAUCGGCCGGUCUGCUCAACGGCGGCGGGCCCACGGCGAAGAAAGACAAGCUGAACGAUAACCUGCUAUUCAGCUGCUGCUGCGCCAAGAUCGACUGGACGUGGACGACGGUGUGCAACUGCCAUCGCGGCGGGUGGAAGUGCGACCAGAGAUGCCUCGAACGUGCGCUUGUGGACGAUACGAGUCUGUUUUAUCCGAUUGGGACGAAUCUGUAUAACAAUCUAACCUAUAUGUAUCCUGAAUCUAAUAUCUGGGUUAUCGGGCAUUCGCUGGGUGGUGCCCUGUCAUCCUUGCUCGGUGUCACGUUUGGUGUCCCUGCCGUCGCAUUUGAGUCUCCCGGAGAGAAAACAGCGGCGAGACGAUUGCAUCUCCCUUCACCCCCUUCGACUCAGCACAUCACCCAUGUUUAUCACACUGCAGACCCCAUUGCCAUGGGCACAUGCAACGGUAUCCUGUCUUCCUGCGCUCUCGGAGGAUAUGCAUUGGAGACGGGGUGCCACCUCGGCAAGUCGAUUGUAUAUGACACCGUCUCACAAUAUGGCUGGUCUGUGGACAUACGGACACACGGAGUAGUCAAUGUCAUAGACAAGGUCCUUGGAGAACCGUGGAAGCCCAGUGAGGACAUGGGCCGGCACGUUCCCGAGGCCGCUUUUGAAAAGGACUGUGUGGAAUGUUAUAGCUGGGAUUUUGGAGAUUACUGAUAAUGUGUCUGGAUAGAAAUGCACAUUGCUAUGUUGCAUGGGUUGGACUUGGACUUUGAACAGUGCCACGGACAUCUGGCGGUAACCCGAUGACCUUGCUGUAGUACACCCUCUGCUGACGCAAGGCCUUUUUCUUCCGCAUGCUCGAUACCUGAAGCACCGAAUAUACACAGUCGUGCAGUUUCAAUAGAGUUCGAUUUGUUAAUGUUCCAUGACCUCAAAUUACCUGAGUAGAGUGCUGUGACUCCUGUGAAAGUAAGAGAAGGCGUGCACUCAAUUCUGCUGCAAAAAUGGGCUCCGAUAGGUCCGGGUCUUCAAAUUUAUUAAAUUCUUCCCGCUCGAACAUGUCUGACGCUCCAGACAUGUGUGACACUUUGCAGCAAGCGGCAUGAAUCCUGAGAUACUUGGGCGAUGGCAGUGGAUAUUUCUGGGGAUCACUCGUUGUAAAAGC
This is a messenger RNA of Coniophora puteana RWD-64-598 SS2, 1676 nucleotides long. Its product is annotated as alpha beta-hydrolase. NCBI's taxonomy places the organism in Eukaryota, Fungi, Basidiomycota, Agaricomycetes, Boletales, Coniophoraceae. The record is from RefSeq and is a predicted model, not a curated record. Bases 359 to 1225 code for a protein of 288 amino acids. The transcript is spliced from 6 exons. Gene Ontology annotation, molecular function: glycerophospholipase activity. Gene Ontology annotation, biological process: macroautophagy; multivesicular body membrane disassembly; piecemeal microautophagy of the nucleus.